AUGUUUUCCAUGUUUAUCGUCACCUUUCUCUCCGCUAUUAUCCUGCUAUGUCUAUUUUCACCUGCAGUCAGAAGGUCUAUCAUGGCCGGUGACGACCUUCUUGAUGCUCACGAGGCAGGUUUAGCUCUCGUCGCGUCGCGCAAUCCAUUCAGAGAAUCAGGCCCUCCAGCGUGCAUGGCCAAACUUAUUAUGUUGAGGCAUAAAAUUCAGACAAGUACACGCAAACGUAGAUCCCCGAUGCCCACACGCCAAUCACGAAAUCUCGGACUUAUCCAGCCCACUCGCCCCCGGGCGUCAUGGGUUCGUUUUGGAAGAAACUUUGGAAACCAAUACCACUAA
Molecule: messenger RNA, 339 nt
Organism: Suillus subalutaceus
Lineage: Eukaryota; Fungi; Basidiomycota; Agaricomycetes; Boletales; Suillaceae
Exons: 3
Coding region: 1-339 (112 amino acids)
Source: RefSeq, a predicted model, not a curated record